This is a messenger RNA of Jatropha curcas, 2837 nucleotides long. It is a transcript of the gene SCO1, whose product is annotated as Translation elongation factor EFG/EF2 protein. Gene Ontology annotation, biological process: ribosome disassembly; translational elongation. Gene Ontology annotation, molecular function: GTPase activity; translation elongation factor activity; GTP binding. The record is from RefSeq and is a predicted model, not a curated record. Lineage: Eukaryota; Viridiplantae; Streptophyta; Magnoliopsida; Malpighiales; Euphorbiaceae. Gene Ontology annotation, cellular component: chloroplast.
AAAUCUGAAUAAUACAAAGUUCCAUUUUUCCAAAAGAUAUAUAAAAAUAAAAAUACGGAUGUAUAUUUGAGGCCGAGAAGCAGCGAGAACAGAGAGCUAAGCCAGAGAAGCUGUUUCGUUAUCCCUAAAUAACACCCAUUCACAACUCAACUAGUGAGCGAGGGAAAGACUCAGACCACUAACAUUAAACCAAGAAAAUGGCGGCAGAGACUGUGAAAUUAACGGUUUCACUCUGCAGCUUCAAUGGGUCUCAAAGAAGAGGGAAUUCUCCUUCUACCCCAAUUCGGUUUCUGGGUCUCCCUCCGCGAUCUUCAGUCUCCGCUUCUUCAAUCUCUUCUUCGCUUUCUCAUUUCCUGGGAAGUGUGCGUAUUGGCUCACGGUCUUCUAAAGUCUCCAUUUCACGUCAACAACAGAGGAGCAGAAACUUUUCUGUCUUUGCAAUGGCCGCUGAAGAGGCAAAGCGUUCAGUACCUUUGAAAGAUUACCGCAACAUUGGAAUUAUGGCUCACAUAGAUGCUGGAAAGACCACUACAACUGAACGGAUUCUUUACUAUACAGGAAGAAACUAUAAAAUAGGAGAAGUACAUGAAGGGACAGCUACAAUGGACUGGAUGGAGCAAGAACAAGAAAGAGGGAUCACAAUUACUUCUGCUGCAACCACCACAUUCUGGAACAAACACCGCAUUAACAUUAUUGAUACUCCUGGCCACGUUGACUUCACACUCGAAGUGGAACGAGCACUCAGGGUAUUGGACGGUGCUAUCUGCCUAUUUGACAGUGUUGCUGGUGUGGAACCACAGUCUGAAACUGUAUGGAGGCAAGCUGAUAAAUAUGGAGUACCUAGAAUUUGUUUUGUCAAUAAGAUGGAUCGCCUUGGAGCAAACUUUUUCCGAACAAGAGACAUGAUAAUUACAAACUUGGGUGCUAAACCCCUUGUUAUUCAACUUCCAAUUGGUGCAGAAGAUAAUUUUAAAGGAGUUAUUGAUCUUGUAAAGAUGCAAGCUAUACUUUGGUCAGGGGAAGAAUUGGGUGCAAAGUUUGAAUAUGCUGAUAUCCCAGCUGAUCUUGAAGAGUUGGCUCAAGAAUACAGAGCACAAUUGAUAGAGACUAUAGUUGAGUUGGAUGAUGAUGCUAUGGAAAAAUAUCUAGAAGGAGCUGAACCUGAUGAGGAGACAAUAAAAAAAUUAAUUAGGAAGGGCACAAUUUCCAGCAAUUUUGUGCCAGUCUUAUGUGGCUCUGCUUUUAAAAACAAGGGGGUUCAGCCAUUGCUUGAUGCUGUUGUUGAUUAUUUGCCUUCCCCUCUCGAGUUGCCAGCAAUGAAAGGGUCUGACCCUGAGAACCCAGAAAAAACAAUUGAAAGGACCGCCAGUGAUGAUGAACCAUUUGCUGGAUUAGCCUUCAAGAUCAUGAGCGAUCCAUUUGUAGGAUCCCUCACGUUUGUGAGAGUUUAUGCAGGGAAGCUAUCUGCGGGAUCUUAUGUACUGAAUGCAAACAAAGGAAAGAAGGAGAGAAUUGGAAGACUUCUUGAAAUGCAUGCUAAUAGUAGGGAAGAUGUUAAGGUGGCUUUAGCUGGUGAUAUUGUUGCCCUUGCAGGUCUAAAAGAUACCAUAACUGGAGAAACACUAUGUGAUGCUGAUAAUCCGAUUGUGCUUGAACGUAUGGACUUCCCUGAUCCUGUGAUCAAGGUUGCAAUUGAACCCAAGACCAAGGCUGAUGUUGAUAAGAUGGCAAAUGGUUUGAUCAAACUUGCUCAAGAGGAUCCUUCUUUCCACUUCUCACGAGAUGAAGAAAUCAACCAGACUGUUAUUGAAGGAAUGGGGGAAUUGCAUCUUGAGAUCAUUGUGGAUCGCCUAAAGAGGGAAUUUAAGGUGGAAGCUAAUGUUGGUGCACCCCAAGUAAACUACCGUGAGAGCAUUUCCAAAGUUGCAGAAGUGAAGUAUGUGCAUAAAAAACAGUCUGGUGGACAAGGACAGUUUGCUGAUGUAACAAUACGAUUUGAGCCCAUGGAGGCAGGCAGUGGAUACGAGUUCAAAAGUGAAAUCAAGGGAGGUGCUGUGCCUAAAGAAUAUAUUCCUGGAGUAAUGAAAGGAUUAGAAGAGUGCAUGUCUAAUGGAGUGCUGGCAGGUUUCCCUGUCGUUGAUGUACGUGCUGUAUUAGUAGAUGGUUCUUACCACGAUGUCGACUCGAGCGUCUUGGCAUUUCAACUGGCAGCUAGGGGAGCUUUUCGGGAUGGCAUGAAGAGAGCUGGCCCAAAGAUGUUAGAACCUAUAAUGAAAGUGGAAGUGGUCACACCUGAAGAACAUUUGGGAGAUGUGAUUGGUGACCUUAACUCAAGGAGAGGUCAGAUCAACAGUUUCGGUGAUAAACCUGGUGGUCUGAAGGUGGUUGAUGCCCUUGUUCCACUGGCAGAGAUGUUCCAAUAUGUUAGUACCCUUAGAGGAAUGACAAAAGGCCGUGCAUCGUACACAAUGCAAUUAGCCAAGUUUGAUGUUGUUCCUCAACACAUUCAAAAUCAGCUUGCUGCAAAAGAGCAAGAAGUUGCUGCGUGAAUCCUGUGAGAGAAUCCUGUGAGAGGUGGCAUUAUUAUAAAUUUUUGUGAAGUUGAUACUGAAUGAUUCGAGGAACCAGUUUUGAUUUCAUCUGUACUCACUUCAGAUAUAAAAUGCAAACAAAUUUAGUCGAAAAGAAUUGACACACAAUUUUGUGUCCCAAACAUGAUUGUUGAUUCUGUAAAAACUGUAAGAGAAGAUCAAAUUAUGUAAUAACCUUCCAUGAUAUUAGCCGCAGCCAACUCCGGAGAGAAAUUUACAACUGGGUCUUUUAUACUUUUUCUUCAA